AUGGCGAAACAGUAUGCUCGGUUGUAUAUCAGGGAAAUAGUCAGGUUUCGUGGCGCUUCAGUUUCUAUCGUCUCUUAUUGGGGGCACAGUUCACUACUAAUUUUGGAGGAUAUUUCAGUAAGGUUAUUAAAGGUUAAGAUCAUUAAGGAACGGUUGAAAACUGCCCAAAGUCGUCAGAAGUCCUAUUCGGAUGUACGUCGUAGGGAUUUGGAGUUCAAAGAGGAUGAUUGGGUAUUCUUGAAGGUUUUCCCCAUGAAGAGUAUAAUUCGGUUUAGGAAGAAAGGGAAAUUGAGUCCCAGAUAUGUCGGGCCAUAUAGAAAGGUGGUUGGAGACCCGUCGCUUAUUGUUCCGGUUGAGACUAUUGAGGUUAAUGAAGAACUGACUUAUGAAAAGAUUCCAGUUGCCAUUCUUGAUAGGCAAGUCCGAAAGCUGAGAAAUAAAGAGAUUGCCUCUGUGAAAGUCAUAUGGCGAAACCAACAGGUUGAAGAGACCACUUGGGAGGCCGAGGAAGAGAUGAAGAAGAAAUAUCCUCAUUUGUUUAAAUAA
Messenger RNA from Nicotiana attenuata, 546 nucleotides. RefSeq lists its product as uncharacterized. The coding region runs from base 1 to 546 and encodes 181 amino acids. NCBI's taxonomy places the organism in Eukaryota, Viridiplantae, Streptophyta, Magnoliopsida, Solanales, Solanaceae. The transcript is spliced from 3 exons. The record is from RefSeq and is a predicted model, not a curated record.